Messenger RNA from Rangifer tarandus platyrhynchus (Svalbard reindeer), 438 nucleotides. NCBI's taxonomy places the organism in Eukaryota, Metazoa, Chordata, Mammalia, Artiodactyla, Cervidae. The record is from the annotation of a GenBank genome assembly.
AUGUGGAGCGGGCCUGCAGUUGCUGCGUCUGCAGGUGGUGUGCUGGACCUGGCACCUGGGAGGUCCUCAGAAAGGACCUUGUGCAGCGAGGACAAGGGUGUGGUGCCACUCCCUCCGGCCCUGGGGCCCUCCGUGCUGGGGUCAGGAAAGGGGAUAGAUGCAGAGACGGUCCGAAAGCGGUGUGUGCAGCCCAGCACGGGGCCCUCCGGCAUGCUGGUGGCCGGGGAGAGGGAGAUGGGCCCUAAGCGGUUGACUUGGAUUUCCAGGCCCCCAGGCUGGCACAGUGAGGACCAGCUUCCUGGGGUGAGGCUGUCAUCCGCAGACACCGCGCCCACCUGCCGAGGGCGGAAGGUCCAGGGUCACCGAGGCUUCAGCAGCGCGUCGCACGUCCCCCGGCUGCGCUGGGGCCUCUGGCCCCUUCCUCCUGAAGAACCGUGA